This is a messenger RNA of Dovyalis caffra, 2001 nucleotides long. Lineage: Eukaryota; Viridiplantae; Streptophyta; Magnoliopsida; Malpighiales; Salicaceae. The record is from the annotation of a GenBank genome assembly.
AUGGAUGCAAGAGAGAUGUCAAUAAUGCAUCAUGUGGCCAUUGUUCUUACUGAUUCUGAAACAGUGCGAUGGUUGAACCAUGCUGUGGAAAAGAUAUGGCCCAUAUUGGGUGAUUACAAGACAUAUAAGAAAAAAGCUUUGGUUCAACACAUGUAUUUGGGAAGAAAUCCACCAUUGUUCACAGAAAUGAGGGUUCUUCGCCAAUCUACUGGUGAUGACCACUUGGUACUGGAGUUGGGCAUGAAUUUUUGCACAGCAGAUGAUAUGAUUGCAAUUCUCGCUGUCAAGUUAAGGAAAAGGCUUGGAUUUGGAAUGUGGGCAAAGAUGCAUAUGACAGGGAUGCAUGUAGAAGGAAAGGUCUUGAUUGGAGUGAAGUUUCUUCGUCACUGGCCUUUUCUUGGUCGUUUGCGGGUAUGCUUUGCUGAGCCACCUUAUUUCCAAAUGACUGUGAAACCCAUAUUCACUCAUGGACUUGAUGUUACUGAACUUCCAGGGAUUGCUGGAUGGCUAGACAAGCUUCUGUCGGUUGCUUUUGAGCAGACACUAGUUCAGCCCAAUAUGCUAGUUGUUGACAUGGAGAAAUUUGUUUCACCAGGGUCAGAGGACUGGUUCUCUGUGGAUGAGAAGGAACCCAUUGCAUAUGCCAAAGUUGAAGUAAUUGAAGCAUCUGACAUGAAACCAUCAGAUUUAAACGGAUUGGCUGAUCCAUAUGUGAAAGGACAACUUGGUGCUUACAGAUUCAGGACGAAGACACAGAGGAAAACUCUAUCUCCAAAGUGGCAAGAGGAAUUCAAGAUCCCCAUUUGUACCUGGGAUUCACCUAAUGUUCUAGCUAUUGAAGUUCGUGACAAGGACCAUUUGUUUGAUGAUGCACUUGGAAUUAUAGAGAUUGAUUUCAUACUUCAGAGUAGCGUGUCUCAGAAAUUGCUUUUGGUUUGCACAGUUAACAUCAAUGAGCUUAAGGAUCGUGGGAGGCAUGACAUGUGGUUGCCACUUCAGAACAUUAAAAUAGGGAGGCUGCAUCUUGCAAUCACUGUUCUGCAAGGGAAUGCACAGGGAGGUGAUUCUACACCUGAUGGGGAGACAUUGACCAAGGUGCAAAUACAGGACUCCUUUGUAAGUGAUACUGCUAAUAGAGCUUCCUUUUCAUCUGUAUCAACAGAGAAGUCUCAAGUUCCAGACAAUUUCGAGCCUAUCAACAUCGAAGGGCAACAAGAGACUGGAAUAUGGGUUCAUCACCCUGGAAGUGAAGUGCCACAAACAUGGGAGCCCAGAAAAGGGAAGACUACAAAUUCUUUGAGCUCUCAUUCUGCAGUAUCUGGGCCACUUAACAAUGACAGCAGCAGUGGUGAAGAAAAUGCUGAGGGUGAAAAUAAAAGGAACCGAUUUAAGCGAGGUUUGCAGAAGAUUGGCUCUGUAUUCCAUAGAAAUUCUAAAAAAGAGGAUAACUUGAGCAUCAAUGGCGAAACUGUUCCAUCUCCUUAUGAUAAUAUUAAAGCAACGGACCAGAGAGAGAUUGGCGUGAAGAUUGUAGUGGAAGACAGCCUUUCUGUGCCGAAUUCUGGUAGUUUGAUUGGAGAUAGUUUGGAUUCUGAGAAAAGUAGUCCAGAAAUCCCCGGGAGAGGAAAUGGCAAAGGCAUGGCAAAGAGUAUAUUAAAACAUGCAGAAAAAUCUGCUCGUGGAUUAAGGCAGGCACUUUCUCGGACAGGGUCAAGAAAAUCUCAUGGUGAUUCUUCUGUGGCUACAGAAAGAGACAUUUAUCCAGAGUCUGACUCUUCUGAUGAUGAAUCUCUUUCAUCACCACAACCAAUACCAGCGGCCAUCAGUCCCAUACCGUCCACCUGUGCCAAUGUUGAUUCUGUUAAACCUCUGGAGAAUAUAAUCCAGAGUGGUUCAAGUGAGUCCCCUUCAAGUGAAUCCCCACUAAAUGCUGAUGCCCAAACGAAAAAGGUGAGUGUUAUAGAUAAUGGACUACAAUCCUCAAACCCUAAGAGCCCUUGA